This is a messenger RNA of Bolinopsis microptera, 1602 nucleotides long. Its product is annotated as ELAV-like protein 3. The coding region runs from base 149 to 1348 and encodes 399 amino acids. Gene Ontology annotation, molecular function: RNA binding. NCBI's taxonomy places the organism in Eukaryota, Metazoa, Ctenophora, Tentaculata, Lobata, Bolinopsidae. The record is from RefSeq and is a predicted model, not a curated record. The transcript has a single exon. Gene Ontology annotation, cellular component: ribonucleoprotein complex.
GACUUUUCUAAAUCAUUUUCCGAUUUCAAAAAGCCUUUUGACGUUUUUCUAUUUUCCAGCUUUCUAUUUGAAAGAAAAAUCAGACAGCAACAUAAUAGCCUCAUUUUACAUUUUUCGAUUUUAACAUUUUUCACUUUUGAGGUAAGGCAUGUCCAAGUCUAGGGCCCACAAUGACGGUACCAAUCUAAUCGUUAACUACUUGCCACAAACGGUCGAUGAGGAUGAGCUGAGUACGCUAUUUUCUGAGUGCGGGAUGAUCGAGGCUGUAAAAGUGAUAAGAGAUGGAAAAUCUCAGAUCAGCAGAGGAUUUGCUUUUGUUAAGUUUGUUGAUCGAGAAUCGGCAGACAAAGCUAUGAAAAAGUACACCGGUUUUAAGAUGGGACGGAAAACAUUGCGCGUGUCGUUGUCAAGACCCGCAGGAGAAGAAACAAGAGAAACAAACCUUCUCAUUGAGAACAUUCCAGAAUCCUGGGACGACGACAGGCUUCAUCAGCAGUUCCAGGUGUACGGGCAGAUCAUAACCCACCGUGUGGUCAAGAACAUGGAGGGUCAGAGCAAGUGCAGAGCAUACGUUCGUUACAAUUUAAAGGCAGAGGCAGAGGACGCCAUCACGGCACUGAGUGGUAUAAAUAUCGGUGGAGAAGACGAGCUGGUGGUUCGGUUUGCAGACCCGCCCGUGGUGAGAGCUACACCCGAACUGAUUACUAAGAAAAACACAAGAACAUCCGCGCAGCCCUACCCUUCACCAGCACGGGCUCCCCGUGAUCUGCCCUAUUCUACACUCCCCCACAUGCGGGAACCGGGCCGGGACCCUUACUUAGAACACCACCGGAUGGAGGUCUCCCCUUCUAGAGCAAUAGUUCGACCAGCGUUUAACCGUCCCCCCAGAAGCAAGCUGCUGCCCCACAUGCCUAACGAACCUGUUGUUCGAGAGAAGGGACAUCCUGCAACGUGGGGUGCAUCACGAGCACACCCAUACCACCCUGAGGCAGGGUCCACUUGGGGCGAGUUUGCGAGUCCAGUAUUACAACCUGAUAUGGCUAGCAUCAGCAGUGGUGGUGUGCUGUCUGAGAGCCAUAAGUCUUCCUACGAUCCUGAGAAAGGGUGGUGUGUGUUCGUUUACAACCUACCUCCAACUGCUACCAACGAGACUUUAUAUCAGUUGUUCUCCAAAUUUGGAGCUAUAAACUCAGUCAAGCCAGUGGUAGAUAAGAAUGAGAAGUGCAAGGGAUAUGGAUUCGUGCAUAUGGUGAACUAUGAAGACGCUUGUAGAUCCAUUCAGUCCCUUGAAGGAACGCCCAUGCAAGGAAAACCUCUUCAAGUCAGAUUUAAGAAUGCUAAGAAGUGAAUGAUUUUUUUCCGAAAUUCAAUUUUUCCGUGACAAAAUAUUUUUGGCAAACGAAAGCAAAUUAGAACGCAAUGCCUGUUCAGUUAUCAAUCCAGAAACUAGUCACUUUCUCAAUGUGUGAUUUAUCCUAAUAUCAUGAUUUAAUCCUAGAGGUACCUGCUAUUUUUCGACCGUUAAUAAUACCUUCAAAAAUUGCUAAUUUUUGUUUAGAAUGGAUAUGAUUUAAACGAAUUGUUAUAUAUUUGUUAAAGAUA